Messenger RNA from Triplophysa rosa, 4164 nucleotides. RefSeq names its product protein starmaker. The record is from RefSeq and is a predicted model, not a curated record. The coding region runs from base 837 to 2915 and encodes 692 amino acids. Lineage: Eukaryota; Metazoa; Chordata; Actinopteri; Cypriniformes; Nemacheilidae. The transcript has 10 exons.
AUGACUUAGAGUUUUCAGUUUAUUGUUCAUGUUGAAAAAGAAAAUACAAAUUUGAAUGGUUUCCUUCAGCUGUUUACCAUUAAAACCAUUACAAAAUCCCUGGAUGUGGUGUGUUUUCGGCCUAUUUUAGUAGGAUUUAAUAUUGUUCUACUGGUUCCCAUCUGCAAGAUAACACACAUUAGACACCAUACAGUUUCCACAUAAACCAAUACCCACAUUAUUUCCAAUUAUAACCCAUAAAUCAAGAGUUGUAAAAUAAAUUUUCGGUUUAUUGAAUUGUGGCCUUUAUAAUAGACUAGCACGACUUUCCUUUGACCACCCCUUUCUCUAACUCCUUUCACAAAUAAUCCUUAAUCUCAUAAUCCGCAUUGGUGGUUGUUGUGAGGGCAGUUUGUCUUUCAGUGCGAGUUCAACAUGACAUCUUUAAUAAAGAGCGAGGAGGAGCGCGGAGACAAUUAUUAAAACGAAGGGGAUACGAAAAUCUACAACACAAGUGCGUGCUCGUGUGGUACGUUAUUUUGUACUUUCUUUUAUUUCUGAUUUGUCCUGUUCCCAGUUUAUUUUUCUGUCUCAUAAUAAAUUGAAUUCCCUCAAAAGCUGUAGGCCUGCUCCAAAGUGCAUCUUUAUGUCCAGCCUGCUAGUUGUUGCCAAGAUAUUGUAAAUUCAAUUGUAAGUGGUCGAUAAAUGCUAUUUAUUUGUGGUUGUGCUGUUACCGUGAUAAAACAGAAGAGGGCAGCAUUUAUUGCUAACCUGACCAGAAGUGGUGAUGUUUGUCUACUCUAUGCAUUUUACAUCGUUCUGCUUUCUUUCGUGAAUGGUAAUGCAGUCAGUGGAGGAUGAUGAAACUUCAGAUUGAUCUUCUGUCACAGCAGCGAAAUCACCGUCUCAGUAGGGCUGCUUGGCUGCAGUGUCGCUGGUUGGAGGUCAGUGAGCAGGAGCGCAGGGCUCAGCUUCAUAACCAAAAGCUGCUGCAGGAUUUUCAAAGAGCACAAGACACACUUGAUGAUAUGGUGGUCCGCACAGAAGCCAUGAACACUAUACGGGUUCAGUAUGAAAGGUAUCUGGAGGAGAACUACCCACGAUGGCAACAAAAGUUAAAAGACAUGCGAGUUUCUGACCAGUCCAAGCAAGUACAGAAACACCUUAGGAACCAUGCUCAGCAGAUGGAGGAAGACCAAGGUAUAAAGGCUCAACACAGGUCUGAAAGUACAGUUCACCCUCUCUCCUCUAAUUUUCCACAUCUAUCUCAGCUUCCAACUUGUCACACUUUGCCAAUGACUCAUCAGUCAGAUAAAGACACCAGGCAAAAUGCUGCAAGAUGCAGCCAAAAUGACCAUGCAUACCUUCCAUCCACAUGGUUAACUGGCCCACAGCCGGUAAUUUCAGGACUCCCUCAAAACAACAUCCUCAAAGAUUACAAAAACAUUCAUAACAUUCAAGCCCUGAGUCCUCAUUUGCCCCCCUGCUAUUCUUUACCUUUACCGCACUCUCCAGUCCAGCAAAAGUCAUCAUCCAUAAACCAUAUGUAUCAAAACCCAUUGGCUGAUAUAAGACAUACAGGUCAGUUCACUCCUACUGGUGCUUCCUGGCCACAACUUCCUGUAUUAAACCCCAUGGCAUGGGGAAUGAUGGAUGUGCCCUACCCAGGUGUGGAAAGAACCCAUUGCAGUGAAACAGGUCAGGAAAACACAACAAAAGAAAUGUUAAAACCAUCAGAGGAGAGUAACCAGAGAUUAAAACACAAGAGGAAGGGAAGAGAUCGUGAUCAGUCUUCCGAGCUGGACUGUAGACCAGUGCGUCUGUUAAUAGACGAUGAAGACAGUAGUGAUGGAAGUGCUGUUUCCUCCGAAGUUGUCGAAGUACCAGUUUUUAGGUUGAAGGAGAGGAGAAAGAAAAGAAGAGACAGGACAGAAUCACAGUCCACAGUGAAUGGGAGGAAAUCCCAGAGUUCAUCCACUGUGUCACAAGAUGCUUAUCCAAAGAAAAGUAAAAAACUUCAAAAACCGUCAACAGCAGAGGAGCAGGAUAACAGCAAGAAAGCCACGAUUACACACACUGAUACUAAUGUAGUGAAACAAAACAAAGAAGACGAUGAACAGGAAGAAAGUAGGAGCCAAGAAAUAACUCCACGUAUUGCUGGCUCGGACAAAUCUGAUGGAACAGAGCUCAACGAGAGGAACAGCGGAGAAGAAGAUACAGAUGAAGGAGAAAACAGUCAUGACCUCUUUGAAGAGAAGAAAAUAAGUGAGAGAAAAGGUAUUGAUGAAGGUGAUGAAGAGAAAGAAGGAGGCAGAGAUGAUGAAGAGGAAGAAGCAGAAUUGGAUGAUAAGGAGGGGAGUGAUGGGAACAGAGAUGAAACUGACCACAGUGAUGGAGAAGAGAGCGAAGGUGAAGAAGAUGUUACAGACAAUAUACCAGAUUCAGAUGGUGAAGAGGAAGCAGACAAACCAGAGAGAGAAAUUAAUAAGAACAGUUCACAAGAUGAACUUGUCAAAGAGGUCAGAGGAACUGGAGGAGGGACGUUCAAAAUUGCAAGAAAAGAUGCGAAUGAAAGUGAAGCGGAGAGUGACGACAAUGUUGAUAUUUCUGAGAGAAAGGUUACGAAUAACAGUCUUAAAGAGUUGUAUGGAGAUGACGAAACUGAUGAUGAUGAUGAGAUUGUGGUUGAGCAAGCAUACCCCUGGACAAAAGAUUGUUUAUAUGAACAAACGAAAUCAAAUGAUGAUGAUAAUGAAGAUAUUGAAGAUCUUCUUAACCCACAUGUCAACUCCCAAACACAACAGGAGGAUGCUGUGGAGACGGAUCAAUCAAAAGAUUUACUCUCGGAUUCAGAAGAUUUACCAAAGAAGUCUUUUCCAGCUGCCACAAAUAAGCCAGCGGAGUCUGACGAUGAGUUUGAUCACUUCUACGAUUAAACCACAAACUACAACACAAAAGGAGAACAACGUAAAACAACAUUGAAUGAAUGCAGCAGACAGACGCUGCAGUAAUUCUGUGCUUUCAGAAAAUGGGCAAGGUGCACAUGCUAAACAACAGCCGCCGAGAGACCAGAGAGGCACAAGGCCGAGCGAUGAAUAGAGGAAUCAAAUUACAAAGGGAUGAAAGAGGAAGAAAGGGAUAAAUAGAUGCUGGGUGUCCCUCAUCUCUUUUUUUUUUGUGUUAUUUGCUGGUAGCUUAUCUGACUGUCCUGAAAGAAUCGUACCACUGUCACUGUGCAAACACAGGUGGAUCGCCUCGCCUGAUGGACGCCGAGAUGAAGAGAGAAUAAUAGAGGAGAUUAAUAGAGAAGUGCAGGGGAUGACGUUAAAUGCACUGCUUAAUGUGAAUGGGACGUUAUAUAUUGAAGUUAUAUAUCGUAAAGCUGUAAUAGUGUCACUUGCAUUUAACAGAAAAAUGUUGAAUGCGUUUUCAUGUCUUGUGGGAAUCAAAGUUCGUCUUGAAUUCUUUGGCAUUCAUUUAAAUGUAGCAUGAGUUUGAAUGCUUUCUCAUUCAGAUAGGGAGCGUGGCCUAAAAGGAGGGGUUGAAUGGGGGGGGGGUUCAGGCAAAUAUGGGAAGCUAAGGGAAGGAGUACAGGGCUGUCACAGCCUCUGAGUGAUGGCUAUUUGAACAGGCAUAUUUACCCGAGCCCUUGUGAAAGGAGAUGGAGGGAGAGCAGCGUAGCCGUGCAGGCACAGACAGGCAAUAAAAAGCCGGCUACUGUGUAAACAACAUGGUCCGGUCUGUUCGCCUGCUGCCAUGCCAACAGGGCAGCUUCCACUCUCCAACCAAUCGCACUCAGGCUUUUUGACAAGCGGGACAAAAAAUCCAUCAGAUGUUUGACAGAUUGUUUAAUAAAAUAUUUCAUCUGUUGAAAUACUUUUGGGUAGUUUUUAAAAACUACAGCAAAAAUCAUUAUAAUGCAUAUGGCUUUUAUUAUGCAUACAUAUAUAUAAUUUUAACCUUAAAGAGAUUUCACCCAAUAAUAAAAAAGUCUGUCAUAAUUUAUUCACCUCAUGUAGUUCAAAACCUGUAUUUGAAUCUUCUGUGGAACAAAAAAGAAGAUUUUGUAGUGAAGUGGUUUUGUGUCCAUACAAUGGAAGUCAAUGUGGUCCAAUGUUACUUGGUUGGUUAACGUUCUUUAAAAUCUCUUCUUUUGUGUUCUGCAGAAGAAAGAAAGUCGACAUG